Symbiodinium sp. CCMP2456 is the source of this 261-nucleotide messenger RNA. NCBI's taxonomy places the organism in Eukaryota, Dinophyceae, Suessiales, Symbiodiniaceae. The record is from the annotation of a GenBank genome assembly.
AUGCCGGAGGCAGAGGUGAAGAAGGAUUGCUCCGAUGUCGACGAUGCCUCCGAUCGCUUGGUUUUCGUCGACAGGGAAGAUGAGCCAGAGACGGCGGCUUCCGAACCCGCGGCCCCGCCAGACGGCCGGGACUCUGCAUCUUUGGAGCGUGAAGCGUCCGUCGGGACUCCCCUGGAGUGGAACUGCACCGAAGCCGCCAGCUUCGAUACGAAUGUUACGGGCUCCCCACACGAAGCCGUCGAUGCCUCCAAACAAGCUGUG